This is a messenger RNA of Exophiala viscosa, 940 nucleotides long. RefSeq lists its product as uncharacterized. The record is from RefSeq and is a predicted model, not a curated record. The annotation marks the transcript as partial. The transcript has a single exon. Lineage: Eukaryota; Fungi; Ascomycota; Eurotiomycetes; Chaetothyriales; Herpotrichiellaceae.
CACAUUCCAUCACUACUGCGAUUCUUGAUUGUUUAUUGACCUUUCGCAUUCUUUUUUGGAAACACAACACUGGAAACACUGGAAACAUCUUUCUCAUAAUCAUUACUGCAGUCUGUUCAGAUCUUACGCCUCGUCAACCUCAGCUCGCUCAAUCAAUCAUGGCGCCCCCCAUCAAUCCUCCUCCACCGACCAGCGCCAACGAAGACAUACCUAUCAAAUUCAUUGCCCAUCCCGACGAAGCUCCCAAGCCUACGGACACGGUCGGCAUGGAAUCAGCUCCGGCAAUCAAGGUCCUGAUGCAAUUUGCACCGUACGUGAAUUGGGCCGAGACGACGCAGUCCUACGCAGCGCUGUUGGCCGGCACAUCUAAGAGAUUAAGUGUAGCCGCACAAUAUGGUGAAAAUCUCAUGCAUCGAGCACACUCUGGAUAUCAGCCUCUCAAGAUCGGUUUUGAGGAGCCCAUCGGUGAAGAACUACGCAAUCUCGCUUCACUCCUGCCGGCAGUAGGCGGUGAUGGCCUCAAUCCUGACUCGUGGUUGUGGAAAGAGGUUGAGAAAGUCGUGGUGAAAGUCGAGUCAGAGAAAUACCAAGCACUCGUGGCAUUCUUCGAUCCAGCAAACAACAAAGACCUGUCUGAGGACGUUGCAAAGGCACUUCUCGAGGAGAUACAGAUACAAUGGCCCGACGCGCCUAAGCUCACCACACAACAAGCUCAGCUUCUGCAUCGAGCAAUCGUCGCAACUGGACUCAAGAUACAAUACAAAGACAUCAAGGGCUUUUUCUCUUUCGUGGCGCCAGCCUUGAGUGCGGAUGCCAACGAGGACACCUUUACUGAACUGGUCAAUAGCUUCAAGAAGUCAGGCAGGACGGUGUACGCUCUUUUCGAAGCCGAGAACACUGUCUUCUCCGGGCUGGGCGAGAAGAAUAUUGUGCAGCUUCG